GGCACUUUUGUAUUCUACCAUCUGAUACACCCGCUCCCGUCGUGGUGUUCUGCUGUAUUAUUGUAUAUACUGGAUAGUGUGAUUCACUAACUAGUCACUCGGUUCCACAACCUACACAGACCUACAAGAGUAUCACUAUCUGCUAUAUAUAUAGCCAAUACCGACUACUACAGACUACUAUCCAGAAAAUACUACGUCUUACCUUCUAUACCAUCUGUCCCAUCUACUGGAUCCGUCCCACACUAUCUCCAAAUGCCUGACCGUCUAAUAACACGUUCUGAACCUUCGGGCAGACAUGAGGGCAAGAAACACAUUAUCAUAGUGGGAGCCGGUAUCAUCGGCGUGUGUACCGCCUACUACAUCGUAAAACACCCCAAGUUUGAUCCCAACAAGUUCCACAUCUCGAUCAUAGAAAGCAAGAGAGUCGCUGGUGGAGCCUCUGGGAAAGCUGGAGGACUUCUUGCUCUUUGGGCUUUCCCCCAGCAGAUCGUCUCCUUAUCCUUUGAGUUGCAUCAGAAGUUGUCCAACUUGUACAACGGUACCGAAGAAUGGGGCUACAGGAGAUUAACCACUGUGUCGUUAGAAGGAGAUAUCAGCCACUUGGACUCAGACGAAGAGGGCGAGGACUCUAAAAUCACCUUCAGAAACAAAUCGUCACGAGCCACCAGAUCGUCGUCUGUCGUUGCGGGUUCUACCACCAAGACCAAACUUCCCCAGGACUUGAACUGGAUCACAUCAUCCCUUAUAGAAAACUGCACAACGUUGGGUGGAACAGACACAACGGCCCAAGUACAUCCUUACAAGUUCACUAACUUCAUUCUCAAGAAGGCUGUAGAAGACAGUCAGGGUGCUAUCGAACUCAUCAUUGGUAAAGUGAACGAAAUUACCUACUCUGUUGAAACGGGUCUGGCUACGGGAGUAACAUAUCAACCAACCAGCAUCAAAGACGAAGAUAAAAACAGACAACCCAUCGACUUGCUAGGUGACCAGAUCGUUUUGUCCGUGGGCCCCUGGACAUCAAAGAUCUUGCCUGAUUGCCCUAUAUCAGGAUUAAGAGCCCAUUCCAUCACCGUUGCUCCUUUCAAGGACCAACCAGUUUCUCCAUAUGCCAUUUUCACCGAAUUCAAAACAGGUGCGUACUCUUACAUUUCUCCAGAAAUCUAUGCUAGACAAGAUGAAGUGUAUGUCUGCGGGGAAGGAGACUCUGCUGUAGAUGUUCCAGAAACGACUGAUGAUGUCGAAGUAGUUAAGUCCAAGUGUGAUGAGUUAUUCAAACAAGUGGGAAAGAUCUCUCCCAACUUGAAGAGGGGCCACAUCUUGAAGAGACAGGCUUGCUACUUGCCUGUUUUGGAUGUGCCUUCUUCCAGUGGUCCGUUGAUAGGCGAGACCAAUGUCACCAACUUAUUCCUUGCAUCUGGCCAUUCGUGUUGGGGCAUCAACAAUGCUCCGGGUACCGGCAAGAUAUUGUCUGAACUCUUAUUGGAUGGCGAAGUGUCGUCAGCAGAUAUUUCUGCCUUGGACCCUUCGUUAUAUUUCGAUGCCAGUGUGUUGGUGGAAGAUGACGACGACGAUGUAGAAGAUCUUGACGAUGACGAUGAGUUUUACGAAGACGAAGAUGAUGAUGACGAGGAAGACGACAUUGACCCCUUGAGCAAUGGGUAUAGCCACAAUCUGGCAGCCAGCAAUGGCCGUCGAGCAGAUGAAGAGAGCUCAGAAACCGGCCCCUCCGAUGCAGAAUGGUCCAAAUAGUAAAUAAAGUAAAGUAAAGUAAAGUGAGCAUAAAGAGGUUCGUUCAACUUGCAUAUAUAUCCUUUCCUCGACUUUUAAUUGAUAAUUUAUGUUUUAUUUAAUUUGAUUUAACGCUAUUAUACAUGAGC
This is a messenger RNA of Scheffersomyces stipitis CBS 6054, 1877 nucleotides long. RefSeq lists its product as uncharacterized. Gene Ontology annotation, molecular function: oxidoreductase activity. The coding region runs from base 253 to 1749 and encodes 498 amino acids. Lineage: Eukaryota; Fungi; Ascomycota; Pichiomycetes; Serinales; Debaryomycetaceae. Gene Ontology annotation, cellular component: late endosome; cytoplasm. The transcript has 2 exons. The record is from RefSeq and is a predicted model, not a curated record. Gene Ontology annotation, biological process: retrograde transport, endosome to Golgi.